Molecule: messenger RNA, 1609 nt
Organism: Dermochelys coriacea (leatherback sea turtle)
Lineage: Eukaryota; Metazoa; Chordata; Testudines; Dermochelyidae
Product: class I histocompatibility antigen, F10 alpha chain-like
Exons: 8
Coding region: 158-1237 (359 amino acids)
Biological process (GO): immune response
Cellular component (GO): external side of plasma membrane
Source: RefSeq, a predicted model, not a curated record
ACCCACUUUCAUUUUCACUCUCGGCACCUCAGCUGGGUCCUGCUGGGCCGAGCUGCCCCUACCUGGACACGCACCCCCACCACAUCCCCCCGCCUGGCUGGGGGCUCAUGCCCCGCCCUGCUCCCGGACAACUGGGUCCCUGAUCGCUGCCGCAAGGAUGGGGACCCGGAAACACCUGCUGCUGGUGUGGCUGGCGUUGUGGCCCCUACUCAGCCUGGCCAAGCCAGCCUCUGACGGGCCCCACAGCCUGGCCUACCACUACGUGGGCACCUACGACGCCUCGGGGCUGCUGGAGUUCGGGGCGGCCGGGCUGCUGGACGGGGCGCCCAUCGACGGCUACGACCGGGCCACCCGCGCCAAGGUGCCCACCCAGCCCUGGGUGGGCGACGGGCUGGACGCCGAGUACUGGCGCCAGGGGGGCGUCUCACGGGCCGCCAAGGAGGACUGGUUCCGGCGCAACGUGGAGACCCUGAAACAGAGAACCAACCAGACGCAGGGCCGCCACACCCUGCAGUGGGCGCUGGGCUGCGAGCAGGAGCGCGGGGGCGUGGUCCGCGGCUGGUACCAGUUCGGCUACGACGGGCAGGACUUGGUGGUGUUCGACCGGGGGAACCGGCGCUGGCUGGCGGCUCUGUCCUGGGCCGAGGCCACGCGGCGCCGCUGGGACGCCCAGCCCGAGUUCGGGGAGCGGCUGCACCACUACCUGGGGGACACCUGCAUGGAGUGGCUGGGCCGGUUCCUGUGGAGCCGGCGAGCCUGGGCCAGGAGGGCAGCUGCCCCCCAGUUGCAGGCCUGGUCCCGCCCGACCCCCGGGCACCCGGACUGGCUGACUCUCGGGUGCCUGGCCUGGGGGUUCCCGACGCGGGACAUCAAGGUAUCCUGGCUGCGGGGGAACGCGACCCUGCCGGGGGCCAAGGCAGGCGCGGGGCUGCCCAGCGGGGACGGGAGCUACCAACGCCGGAGCUGCCUGGUGGUGCCCAAGGGACAGGCCCAGGGGGUGCGGUGCCAGGCCUUGCAUGGGGACCUGGAGACGCCGCUGGAGACUACAUGGGCCCCCAGGAGCGUGUCGUGCAGAGGUGGCAUCUCCCCCGGGACCGUGGCCGGGGCGGCUCUGGGGGCGCUGGGAGGCCUGGCCGGGGGGCUGCUGCUGCUGCUGUGGAGGAGGCGAGCUGGCUGGAGGCUGGGACAGUCCAAACUGGGCCUGGUCUCAGAGGAAGAGGUGCCCGAAGACAGCUGAUCCCGUGGGUCUGGCCAGAUUUUCCACCCGGACGCCUGGGUUCCUAGCGGCCUGAGGCAGAUCACGUCCCCAGGCUGGACACGUGACUUGAUUCUGAAAUGUCGCCUGGACCUUGAGAACCUGGGGGCCCCACUGAUUGCCAAUUGAUUUCCACCCCCCAACUCUGCUGACCUCCGGGUUCACUGUCUCUCCUCCGUGCCCCCCGCGCUGUCCCGCCCAGGGCCGCCAUGCCAAGGCAGGAAGCUAAUGGCUGUGGAAGGCAGGGAGCACUGUGGGAAAUCGCCCCUUUCCUUCGCUGGACGUACAGCACCGAGCACCAAAGACCGGGGCACUGCUGCAAUAUGGAUCAUAAAGAAUCGUUUGUAAUCCUCA